Messenger RNA from Argiope bruennichi, 1090 nucleotides. RefSeq names its product balbiani ring protein 3-like. Lineage: Eukaryota; Metazoa; Arthropoda; Arachnida; Araneae; Araneidae. Gene Ontology annotation, cellular component: membrane. The transcript has 6 exons. The record is from RefSeq and is a predicted model, not a curated record. Gene Ontology annotation, molecular function: growth factor activity. The coding region runs from base 57 to 905 and encodes 282 amino acids.
AGCCGCUUCCAAGCGGCACACUUUGCAGACGAUCGGCAAAGGAAUGCCAACCGACGAUGCUGGAACUACUGAUUUUGCUGCCUUUACUUAUGGUCGGUUUACUCAAUAUGACUUUCCAAGUGUCCAUUGAUGAAGUGACCGAUGUACGGAGGGAUGUUUAUUUUAAUUAUCGUAAAUACGAGGAUGAUCAGUAUUUAAAAGUGCAGGAUAAGGUGCAUGAAUUUUAUUCAAGAAUGUUGGACGAAUCUGAAAAUGAAAUAAUGGAUGAUAAAUAUGGGAACUCUUCAGUAAGAAGAGUUUCUCCUUCUAAAUCGUCGACUGACGUUUUCCAAGGUGCGCAGUGCAAAAUGCGAGAAAUUCAAGUCAUGCACAAGCGUUGUUCUUGCCGCAGACCUAGAAAACGCUGCGUUAAAAUAGAAUCCACUAGAAGUAGCGUUGUAUCAGUCAUGCCCGAAUGCGUUAUCUUGGAAAGAUGUGAGGGAGUCUGUCCACAGUUGAUGGCGUGCAAUCCGAAGUCAACUGAGAAAGUGCAUGUUCCAGUUAUUUAUUUAAAUCUCGUCCUGACAGACAAAGGACCCGAUGUAGUGCCAGAAUGUUCCACUGCUGAGGUUGAAAAACAUUUGAAAUGUGGUUGUGCAUGUGCUAUCAAAGAAGAAGAUUGCAAUGAAAAGCAGGUAUACAAUCCGGCAAAGUGCAGAUGCGAGUGCAAAAACACAGACGAGAUCGAGAAAUGUUAUCAUCUGAGAAACCACUGGGAUCCAGCAAACUGUCAGUGUGUAUGCCCGCCGGACAUUUCCCAAAUAUGCUCGACAGGAUACUAUUUUCAUAAGGAACUGUGUCGGUGUGUUCCAAAAAAUGGUAGUUAUCCAGAAUCUGGAAUGAGAAGACGGCGACCUCCCGUAUGAUAAAGAACUUCGGGAGAAAAUUUGGGAAACCAAAUCUAAUUUGGUGUUUAAAAAACUGUGAAAUGCUUUAUUUUAUAAAGAAAGUAAAAUUACCACUCUUUUACAAUAUCAAAUGUCUAGCAUUGAUGUUUGAGCUUAUUUAUUACAAUCAUUUAUUGAAACAAUAAAAUUGUUUAUGCUUUUUA